CUGGGAACAACAGACAGAGUUACAAUUUCAGCGCUAUAAGCUUAUUCUGGUACAGUGCUAAUACGCGUGCUACCAUUAAUUCCAGCAAGGUAGUCAAGAAUUUUCAAAAGAUGGUUGUUAUUCCUGUAGUUCUUUUUGCAAGUAAGUGAUUUUUCUUAUCCUAGAAACUAUCUUGCUUGUUUGAGUGCGACGUUAAUGAACAAACAUGAUGAAAUGGUUCGUUAGAAAACGUUUUCAGGAAUUUCUCGCACGGAAAUCCUAAGUUGUUGAGGUUUCUAGCUUACAUUUUCGUUGGCAGAGUGUUGGGUUUGGUCGAAGAAAGCAGAGAGAUCGAUAACUUUAAUUGUGCGGGCAAUUGGAAUUUAAAUAAACCGUAAACGAAUGAAGCCUUCAUGAACGAGUUUUUGUAUGAAUGAAUUUUAAUGAAGCACUUCGUAGAUAUGUGAAAGUUGCAUAAUCAGUUGGCAAGAGGACCUCCUGGAUUAUCCGCGGACUCCUACCUCUCCCAGGUUCACCGAGUCAGUUUUUCGAUUUUUAAAAGCUAUGACAACCGUUCUUGUCAUUUUGAAUUCGUGCUAUGUAUCAGUGUAACAAUUCCACAUUCAAAUUAGAUGACUGGAAUUUCAUAAAGCAAACAUACCCAAGACGUAAUUAAAACCACCUUUGUUUUUUGCGUCCAGCAUUAUUCAGAUUAUUUACUUCAAUGGAGUUUCAUGAAUACAUAAGAGAAUUUCGGAGUACAUUUCCGCUUGUGUUCAUGGCUGCGACGGAGACAGAAAAUUCUUGAUACAUAGGAGCGACCGUGGAAGUACAUACCUGUGUUCAUUAUUGUACACUUCAUUUCUGUUUCCCUAAGUAAGUUUUGCAUUAAGCAACUUAUCUGUUUUUCGGCGAUUAUAUAUGACGUCUGUUUAGACGGCAUUCCGCAUAUUUAGGAAAGGAUGAGUUUCAGCUAAGAUAUCGGAUCAUGUGUACUAUAGGUGGCCUCGGUCGAUACAUCGGCCGAUAUAUCGGUCGACUAUCGACCGACUAUAGGUCGACUAUCGGUCGACAGUGGACUGACUAUCGGUCGAUAGUCGACCGAUAGAUCGGCCGACAGUAGACCGAUAUAUCGGCCGACAGUCGACCGAUAAAUGUGCACAUAUCGGCUGAUGCAUCGGCCGACAGUCGGUCGAUAUAUCGGUCGAUUAUCGAUCGACUAUCGAGCAACUAUCGGUCGACUAUCGGUCGACUAUCGACCGAUAGUCGGUCGAUUGUCGACCGAUAGUCGGUCGAUUGUCGGCCUAUAUGUCGACCGAGGCCACCUAUAGUACACAUGAUCCAAGAUAUCUCCCCUGAACGAAAUAUUAGUGAUGAAAGAAAAACAAACGAGAAGACGAUAGGGUGAUGAAAACAAAGAUGUUUAGAGAUUGUGUCAUUACUUAGGAAAAUAAUUUUGUUGUCUUUUUUGUUCACAUCAUGAAAUUAAUUAGUGCUUUGACUGGUUUUACUGACCUCUAAGCUUGUGGUGUAGUUUUAACCACAGAUAUUACUGACAUUACUCUAUUUUGCGAUUUUUAAUUUUUCUCAGCUCUCCUGUUACCAGUUCAUUCGUCGAUAACAGCAACUGUUACCCCUACCUCUUCAUUCACCCAUGUUAGAAGCAGCUCAGGUCAAAUCUCAUCAAGACGAGUUUCCCCCCGGGGUUCUGUUGUGGUCUCUACUAAUACUAAGCAGCCCUCAUCUCCAGUUUCUCUUCCGGUCAGCCCAAGUUUGAGUCUACAGCCCACUGGGCCGGAUGCUUCUUCCCUGUCUGUUAGUAGCCACAAGACCUCCUUAGUUAGUCCAACCAGGUCUGUCACUGUUCAAACCAGUGUUGUCACUGUUCAAACCGGUGUUGUCACUGGUCAAACUAGUGUUUUCAUUGGUCAAACCAGUACAGUCACUGGUCAAACCAGUAUAAUCACUGGCCAAACCAGUGCAGUCACUGUUCAAACCAGUGUUGUCACUGGUCAAACCAGUACAGUCAGUGGCCAAACCAAUACAGUCACUGUUCAAACCAGUGCUGUCACUGGUCAAAGCAAUACAGUCACUGGUCAAACCAGUACAGUCAAUGGCCAAACCAGUACAGUCAGUGGCCAAACCAGUACAGUCGCCGUUCAAACCAGUGUUGUCGCUGGUCAAACCAGUAUAGUCAGUGGUCAAAGCAGUACAGUCACUGAUCAAGUCAAUACAGUCAGUGGUCAAACCAAUACAAUUGAUGUUUCGCCCACUCGAGCAUCACCUGGUGUAAGUGCCUCAGUACCGACUGGUAAGUUGAUUUCCCAUUUCUUUUUUACUUGUCACGCAAUUUGUUUGUUACACAACGCAUUCCUCCACAGGUUCCUGAGGACUCGAAUUUUACAGAUCGCUUGGUUUUGCUCAAGUUUGAUUUCAACGCUAUUAUGCGAUCAUCACAUCCCGAAAUUGUUUUGGGAACACAACUCUUCUACAAUUUUUUUCUACUUCCUGGCCAGUUUGGUUUUCUGUCUUUGUUUUUUGUCUGUUUGGUUUGUCGUCCUUUGAUUUUGUUAUGACGGUUUUUCAUAAUGUUAAAAUUUUACUUUUGUAUGCAGAUGUUAAUCCAUGCAAAAGGAACAACGGUGGCUGUGCACACUAUUGCACAAGACUUAACAGGGAAUAUAACUGCAGUUGUAGUUCAGGUUUUAAACUGAAUGCCGACCGACACACCUGUACAGGUAAAAACGACUUAGAGAUACAUAUAAUUAAGACAGGAUAAGGCCACCAUAUCUUAGGCUCGGUUUCUACUGUUUGCUCGAAAGCGGUCUUCGACCCUUCUAAGAAGGAUAAAGGGAACGCGGGCUCAUUUCCCAAACAGUGGCUAAAAUCCAGCCAUCGGAGCAAGCUUUUGUUGUCAUAAUAGAAUUACGUAGCCUAAAUGUUUUAAAGGUAAACCCAUCUAGCCGGCUAUGGUAGGCAUACCGUAUUAAUCGGGUAUGCCUCAUCUUUACCGCUCUACGUAAGUCUGAGUGAUAGGUGUCAUUUGUUUGCGUUCUGUUGGUAAACGAAAGCAAACGCGCGGCAAGCGAGUGGAAAGCGCGAGGCAACUGCGUGGAUAGCGUGAGGGACGAGACACGCACAAGUGUUGGAAAUGACCCCAGUACCACAGGCCAGCUUUACAAAGUAUUACCGUAUCCAAACAAGUAGUUUGUUUCUUUUGCUACUGUCAGUGUUCUCUUUCUUUCAUUUCCUUUUUUUUUUUUUUUGAAAUAGUCCCUGUUCUUCCCAACAGAAGGAGAAGAGAAAGCGAGGCCUCGCUUUCUCUUCUCCCUCUGCUGCCUUCUUUUUCUCCAUGGUGUUUUCUUACUCCUUCAAGCCUAUUCUAAGAUUUCAUUAUCUAAUUCGGAAGUCGUGAAGCCUUCAUUUGUCAAAACAGUGUUAAUCGGAUACCAGCUGAAGGUUAGCGACCCGAAUGAUUUUAUAAAACGGUUACUUCCCCCACACCACUGACCAAAAUGCUGUCUUUUAAAUCUUACAGAAAUAAACGAAUGCAACAGCACGACUAACAAACAUAAAUGUGCGCAUAUUUGCGUGAAUACUGUGGGCAGUUAUGCGUGUGCUUGUCGCACGGGACACAAGCUUGAAAUGGAUGGUCUGACAUGUAAAGAAGGUAACCAUUAUACUUGAUGUAAAGUGCAAAACAAUGGACGUACACUUUUGACGUUAAAGUAUCGCUGACAGUUUGUGCCAAACUGAUAUAAAAGCGUUAGGCCUUCACGCUUGAUCAUAGGUCCGUUGUCUUCAAUUAUUUCGCUUAAAAUCUAUCCUGUCAAGGGACGAGGUUUGAGGGCGAAACAUCGUAACUGAACAAAAUAUCAAAGCAAAACGAAACAAAGUAAAAGAUUAUUGGCCAAUCCCCAUAUCACCGGACUAUUUCUUUAACCCUUUAACUCCCCGAAGUGAUUAACAUGUAACUUCUCUCAAGGAUAUCCAUACAUUAUCCAGAAAACAGGUAGUGAGAAUAAGGGAAAGGGAACUUCAGGAUCCACUCCCCUCCCCCCUUGUAGCUACGUCCAUGGUAAGAGAUGAUAUUUCUCAGAAAUACAAACCUGCAGUAAAUGGUGUUUUUUUGUACUAGUCACCACAAGUUCGCCCCCAGAAGCUGCUCAAAGUCACUACUGGGCAUGGGUCGUCUUUGGAGUUGCCGUAGCACUUGUUCUACUAUCCAUCGUCAUGUUAAUUCUAGGAGUAAUGUGAGUACAUUAUCAUCUAAAAGGACCUUUUUGUAAAUAGUUGACCAUCUCUUCCCGUAAAGUAGGAUCCUAGUGACACCAGUAUUUCGUAUUACUAGCUGGGCUUGGGUGAUCGUCGUUUCAUGAUAUCACAGCAAUCUAAGUCUAUGUUGCUUAGGGUACGGACCUAUUUGACGAGAUCUCUGUACCCUGGCUGGUUAUGAGUGUUAGGUUGUUAGGCAUACAAUAACUAACAACUAGUUGUCCCAUUUUGUUAUUGCAAAGUGCUUAGAAAGACUCUCAACUACUACUUUUUUCGGUGUUCGUUUCCCGUUUGUUGUAAACCAUAGAGCUUCUUUCCAAUUUAUUUCAACAAAUCGUCUGUUGACGUAACAUUCUCAUCGCUUUAAGCCCUAAACUCCCAUGAGUGACUAUAUGAGUGAGUGAAUGUAUAUACAUAGAUAUAUAUAUACAUAGAAUUUGCGCCUUAGAAGUCAAUAAAUUAUUAUUAAUUAUUAAUUAUUAUGAGUGACCAAAAUAGAGUUCUCCUUACGAUGUCAAUACCAUAUCAAGCAGACAAGUGAUAACAAUAGAGAAAAAUAGCAAUUAAUUGACCAAAUGACAAAUUCUCCGAGCCAACUUCUUACAAAUUGUUCAGCAUACAGUAAGGAGAAUUACUAAUGAGCUCUUGGGAGUAAAAUUGUUAAAAGCCUUCUUUUUUCAUCAAGGAAAGUUUCCAUUCGGUUCAUUCUUGGGUUUUCAUACCAAACCGCAUGACUACUUUGGCAAGCGCUCCCUCUUGUGUUUGCGCGCGCCUAGUUUCUUCCUUGCGGGCGCUGUUCUGAAUCAAUCGCAGUUGGUUUAAUCGAGCGCCAACGAGGCUACGCCAGUGUCGUUCCAAGGGUCUCUCCUCCUUCCGCCAGAAAGACCUUGCAUGGGAGUGAGGUUGAUCGAGCGCUUAUCAUUGUAGGCUAGCUUAAAUUCAUCUCGAGAAUACUUGCUGUCUUACUCACUCACUCAGUGAUUAAGGAUUGAUGAGCUUUUGAUUUAAUUUUCUACGCAGUUCCAAGCGAGUGGUGAACAAUAGGAAAAGACGAGAAAUUUCAGGAGUCCGGGAGCUGACUGAAUUAAGUACUACUCAUCCAGUGGCGGAACCCAAUCCCGUUGAAAUCGAGCCUUGAGUGGAGAAACAAUAACUUACUGUUAAUUUGUGAUUGUGAAACCGACGACAUUUCUUAUCCCGUCCCGAGAACCGCGAUCCUUCAUGCGAUGUUAUCGCUAGGUUCUUGAUCAUUAGAUCGAUAGAGUGGGCGUGCUAAAUGUGACGGAGGUCUGGGAAGAGAUAGCAAGAGAUAGCCUGCAAAAUUCCUCCCCGUAUACCCGCCAUUUUUUGCUGACUGGUGUUAUCGGCAGUAACCACAAAGAGUCUAAGAGAGUCUUACAUUCUGAAUAAAACAUCACUUCCUUGACAUCUAAAUGGCUGUUUAUACAAGUAAGUUGGGAAAAUUCAGGAAAAACGACUUUCUAUUAAACCUGGAAAGUAACGAUUCUAUGGCCGUCUGGUAACUUCACCUUGCGAUAUUUAAAAAUUGAGGAAACUAAGAAGUUAAAAGUCGUGCGUACAUAUUUUUGCUUUGUUGCGUUUUGUACCACUUUUAGCCAUAUAGAGGAGAUUAUUUUUCAUUAAAAAAGAGUCGUCUUUAUAAUGUUCAUCCGCCCACUGUCUGUGCAAAUUUAAAGGAAAGAUAACAUUCUAGUGGCGUUUGCUCUGCUAGGCACGUCGAAGUCCAGACGUUUUGUUUCUGGACGUGCUUCUUUUAAUAAAGAUC
Molecule: messenger RNA, 6040 nt
Organism: Pocillopora meandrina
Lineage: Eukaryota; Metazoa; Cnidaria; Anthozoa; Scleractinia; Pocilloporidae
Source: the annotation of a GenBank genome assembly